AUCACAAAUCUUCGUUCAUGGAUAAUUCUCUAUUCUACUUUCCUUUCUUCAUAUCGUGAUUUUCAUUGAAACUGAAAGCUUAGUAUCGUGAAGAUUAUAUUCUUAUACUAUAGACAAUUUUGUUUUGUUGUGUUGUGUUGUGUUGUGUAGCAGAGGUUUGGAUAUAUUGAAAAUGCCUGCUGAGAAGUCGAACACUUGCGACGGAGAAGUGGAAGCGUUUGUUGAAAUUGACCCAACGGGUAGGUUUGGGCGUUACAAUGAUCUGCUCGGUUAUGGAGCUGUGAAAAGGGUUUACAGGGCAUUUGAUCAAGAGGAAGGGAUUGAGGUGGCGUGGAAUCAGGUUCGGCUCAGGAAUUUCAGCGAUGACCCUGUUCUCAUAAAUAGGCUUCAUUCUGAGGUUGAGUUGCUUAGAAAUCUGAGCAACAAGUAUAUCAUUGUGUGUUACAGUGUGUGGAAAGAUGAUGAUCGCCACACUAUUAAUUUCAUUACUGAGGUUUGCACUUCUGGGAAUCUUAGGGAUUACAGAAAAAAGCAUCGUCAUGUGUCCAUUAAGGCUUUCAAGAAAUGGUCUAAACAAGUACUUGAGGGAUUGGAGUAUCUUCAUACACAUGAUCCUUGCAUUAUUCACAGAGAUCUCAAUUGCAGUAACAUCUUUGUUAACGGCAACAUUGGCCAGGUGAAAAUUGGUGAUCUCGGAUUGGCUGCUAUAGUGGGACGGAGCCAUGCUGCACAUUCAAUUUUAGGGACACCUGAGUAUAUGGCACCGGAGCUGUAUGAGGAAGAUUACACUGAGAUGGUGGACAUAUACUCUUUUGGAAUGUGUUUGCUUGAAAUGGUUACGAUGGAGAUACCCUACUGUGAAUGUGACAGUGUCGCCAAGAUAUACAAAAAGGUCACCAUGGGAAUUAAGCCUCAGUCCUUGAGCAAAGUCUCAGAUCCAGAGGUGAAGUCUUUCAUUGAGAAGUGCAUAGCACAACCAAGGGCAAGACCUUCAGCCACGGAUCUCCUUAAGGAUCCUUUUUUUUAUGAACUCAACAAUGAUGAAGAAUCAACGCCAACCAAUUGAUUCCCUUCAUUCAGACGUUUUAAGGGAGUUCAUUUUUUUGCCCCUUAUUGUCCAAUUAUUGUUUUUUUGUUGAUAUCAACUUGUGAUAAUCUGGUUUCGGGUUUGAGUCUUUCCACUCUCUCACAGGAGUUCCCACUCUCAGAACCCAUUAACCUUUGGGCAGAUCAAUCCUUAAAUCUAGUUGGGUCACCACUGGAUCAACAACUAUUGAGUUUGUACAACUACUUUUUACUUCCAAGUAUAUUCAUAUCCACAAUUGAUUGUUAGUACAUGCAUUUCUACUCCAGUUUCACCAUAUCUGUGCUGUGAUGUACAUAACUUCGUCUGUGGACUGAACCAUAGUUGGUACUUUUCCUUUGGUGAAAAUGCUAAUCCACUUGUAGGUUAUCCAACAAGUUCCAUCAUUUAUUUCUGGCAUAUUCUGUUUUACAUGCUUCAACAGAGAAAUCAUUUGGAGUGUCUCCUUAAAAUCGAUUACAGCUUGCCAAUCUGAAGCUGUACGCAUUAAGCUUUGAAUCAUAAACAACAACCAUACAAUUUAGAUGGCUGUCUAGUAGUAGUAUCUACGUUCUUCUGUGUCCACCCAAAUUGCAUCUUACCACCGAGGUAGGAUGUAAUGUAACACGUGGACAUGCAAAUACAUAAAUAAAUCGUUCCUUUGCAUAUCAUGUUAGCUUGAAAACCUACUUAAUUAAACAGCUGUCAGAGUUUCG
This is a messenger RNA of Gastrolobium bilobum, 1779 nucleotides long. Its product is annotated as probable serine/threonine-protein kinase WNK11. Gene Ontology annotation, molecular function: protein serine/threonine kinase activity; ATP binding. The record is from RefSeq and is a predicted model, not a curated record. The transcript is spliced from 2 exons. Lineage: Eukaryota; Viridiplantae; Streptophyta; Magnoliopsida; Fabales; Fabaceae. The coding region runs from base 173 to 1066 and encodes 297 amino acids. Gene Ontology annotation, cellular component: cytoplasm. Gene Ontology annotation, biological process: protein phosphorylation; intracellular signal transduction.